Molecule: messenger RNA, 2088 nt
Organism: Heterostelium album PN500
Lineage: Eukaryota; Evosea; Eumycetozoa; Acytosteliales; Acytosteliaceae
Exons: 4
Coding region: 1-2088 (695 amino acids)
Source: RefSeq, a predicted model, not a curated record
AUGAGUCUGUCAUCUGAAGAGUUGAAAGAGCAUCUUGCUUUCAACCACCAACUUUUACAGAGCACUCAUACUACACUAGAUGUUGAGUUAUUAAAGAUUUUGAGUAGUAGAAUGAUACAAUAUUACAAGGUAUCGACAUUGGUCUACCAUUCCUAUCAGAAAUCGAUGUUAACUUUGUUUGAGAACAGUGUUUCGGCAUCCGAUCGAUUGUUAUUGGUCAACUCUGCUCUCAAACUAAAGGACACAUGGUCGUUUGCAAACUUUGGUGUUGGCUACGGAGCGCCGACUUCUUCCGAUUGCCAUAUGUGCUACUACGAGACCGUCCACAAGAUCCUGAAACUGGUGUACGCCCGAGGCAACAUCAACUUUGAGCGUGACCUCGACAUUGUCUCUCUGGUAACCAUCGACUUUAUCAUGUACAUUCGAUCGAAUGUAGUUGGACGUCGAUGUCUACUCAAUGACCAAACACCAGCCAUCUACUCAAUCCUCCAUAAAUUACUUCAGAUAUUCUACUUGCGCUCCACCACCUCCACAACGACCAGCGAGAGUAGCAGCAGCAGUUCGACUAACCCUGCUACUAUUGGUAGUCCCAAGCCAUUCAAGCAGUAUAUCGACUCCAUUAUCAAUAUGCUCUCAUCGAACCGAGAACUAGGCACAUUCUACGUGAAUAUAAUGAAUCACUGUCUCUCGGGUCAGCCAAGCAUCGCACCCUACCAAAUCGUCAUUAAAAUCCUCAAGAUCUUUACAAUGUUCAACAAGAGUGCGCAUUUCAUCACUGAGUAUCUUCGGGUAAUCACUUAUUUCAGCCAGUUAUUUAGUUCCUCUCAAAUUGUAUUGGAUCAACAACUUCCAAUUCAACAGCAACCUCAACAUCUUCAACAACAAGCUCAUAAUAAUCAAUCGAAACCUACUACAAAUAUUGUAAACAUUACAUCCGGUAUAGCAACUCCAUCGACUUCAAGUUCAUCGUUAUCUUUUUCAACGUCUACAACAACAUCAUCAUCAGCAGUAACUACAACAACCUCAACAGCAACAACAACUACAACAACAACAGCAUCGAAUAUGAUGAGUAUAGAUGAAAAAGAACAAUCAUUAAUCAGUGAUGAUAAUGAUCAUGAUGAAAGUGAAAGCAAUGCCAUGGAGUCAUUGAGAUCGACACCAAGUUCAGAAUUAUUCUUGGAAGGAAAGUCUUCCACAAUCGUUUUGUCCAGAUUCUACAAAUUGGUAUUGGAGAUUAUCAAUACAUUGUUGUCCUUGGCCGAAGACUCACGAGCAUAUGUCAAUGCACUUCUAGAGAUACUAGGUAACAACAAACAAUUGAUAGCAUACCGCUUUCGUAUACAACAGCAUGCAUCGAUCUUUGGAGAGAAUCUCGACAUCGAAGCAGUCGAAACACUCGAAACUUUACUCUCUAUAUUCUUAUAUCUAGAAAAUUUACAUUUAACAAAUAAUCCGGUAUUAGAAACAUUGGCUAAUAGUAUACAUCCACAUCUUGUAUUCUCUUAUUUUAUCGAAUAUAUAUGUUCUUAUGACCAUACAAUGUUAUUAGAUCUAUUGAUUUCUUCAGAAUCAACUCAUUUUCUAUCUUAUUUCUUAAAAUAUCUAAACUAUAUUAUUAUGAAACCUAGUUCAUUGGAAAAGUUUGUUGAUAAGUUUCAACGAACCAACGACCAAUCAUCGAUAGGUCUAGAAGAGAUAGGAAAACGAACUUCAUCCUCUACCACUACCAAUACAUCAACUUCAACUAGAUCUACAUCGACCGCAUCAAUGAGAUCUACAUCGCUUUCGUCAUCUACAUCAUCGACAACAUCAACAUCAACAACAACGACAUCAUCAUCAUCAUCAUCAACUUCAUCGGUCACACCUGUGGAUACAGAUUUGAAUACUAGUAUGGAAAGCUAUACAACUUCGACCAGCAGUGCAGACUUUGAGAUUGAAUAUGAUUUCUAUCUCAUCUCCAAUUGUAUUUCAAAGCUUUCGCAAUCGAUUUCGAAAUCACACGAAAACAAUAGUUUUCCAUAUAAUGCCUCACUUUUACUUACAAGAUUAAGAAAAGCACAAGAUAUCUUUGAAAGAAUAAAUUAUUAA